Messenger RNA from Lodderomyces beijingensis, 3285 nucleotides. NCBI's taxonomy places the organism in Eukaryota, Fungi, Ascomycota, Pichiomycetes, Serinales, Debaryomycetaceae. The record is from the annotation of a GenBank genome assembly.
AUGUCAAACGUGCACAAUGUCCCCAUAUUGAUCAAUCAAUAUGUUGCCGCGGCCGGGAACGAUGAGCAAGCGUGCCAGGCAUAUGUCAGUGAGGUUAUCGAGAUGCUCAGCACGAAAGAGGUCACGUUGCUCCAGUUUAUACAGAAACUAGGCCCCACGUUAACGUCGGAGCAAGGGUUGGUGCGAAGCAAGGCGAUGAGCUUCAUGGCCCAUAUAUUGAGAGAUCUCCAGCCGACUAGUCAAUUGUCGAGACAAGAUGUGACGGUCUUGAUUGACUUUUUGAUGACCAAGUUUAAUGACGAGUUGAGUUUGAUUCACGCAUUGAACGGGUUAAACUCGUUGAUCCGGUCCAAGAACUACAUGGCAAAGUUGAACACGGGCAAGAUUUUGGCCAAAUUGAACGACGCGUAUGACCCAAAGAAGAAUCUAGCAAAAGUGAGAUACGAGGCAUUCCAGAUAUUGUCAGGCCUAAUGGAAAAUCACCUCGAGGUUGUGCAAAGAAAUGAUAGCGACGACAAGAUUUUUGUCAAGACAUUUAUUCACAUUGCCUCGGGAGAGAAGGACCCCAGAAACCUUUUAUUGUCGUUUAAAUUGAACAAGGAAAUUAACGAAAAAAUAUUCGACUUUGACGAAGCCAACGAGUCUCAUGAAGAUUUGAUAACCGACUUGUUCGAUGUCUGCUUCUGCUACUUCCCAAUCUCGUUUACGCCUCCGGCCAACGACCCAUACAAGAUCACUGCCUCGGAGUUGAAAGAAAAGUUGAGACUCACAAUUGCUUCUCAAUCCGGAUUUGCUCCCGAUGCCUUUCUGGGUCUCGUUGAAAAGCUAGCAUCUACAAACCCAGCGAUCCGAAAAGAUACUUUAAAGACUAUCAACUUGUGUGUUGAAAACUAUUCAGCCGAGGCUUUGGAAGCGCAGUGGCUGGUGCUAUGGAGUGCAUUGAAAUUCGAGAUUCUCCACAAUGACGCUGCAGUGUUUAAAGCCAAUGUGAAAACCAUAAUCCCCACUGAUAUUCACGAGAUUGACGACAACGACGACGUAAAGGUGGUUUUUUUAACCAUGACGAUACUCGAGAGUUUAAUUCGAAAAGUUAAAAGGCCUGCGGACAUGUUGAGAAUUGUGAUUGACGAACUACGCCCCAACUUGACAAGUGAAAAGUCGUCAAAGCAGUCGGUCAUCAUCUUGUCAAUUUUAGCAAGCACAUCUGUCGAAAACUACAAUGCUGUCGUUGACACCCUUUUCCAGUACAAGACGUGGGGAAAGUACUUUAACGUUGAAGAUGAGGUGGAGGAAGAAAAAGAAGGAGAUGAAGGAGAGGAAGAGGACAAGAAUGCGGACUUUAGCUUGAAUGUCGCUCGUCAACGUGAUUUAGUGGACAAUUUAGGAUUUGUUUUGACCGCUUACCCCGUGUCUGGCAAGACACAUCUUUCCAAUUACAAGGACCACAUUCUCUUGUUUUUAUGCCAGUUGUUGACCAACUCCUCUCAUUUGGAAAAGACGUUGAGGGUCAAGGCCGUGCAGCAGUCCAUCAAGUUGAUAUCGUUGCCGCAAUUUUUGACUAUCACGAAUGUCGAGUUGAUUUUAGACAAUUUCAGAAGGAUUUUAGAGGAGAAUUUGGCUAGCCAAGUGACAACGGAUAUGGUACUGUCUGAGAUUGUGAAGGGACUAUCCGAGAUUAUGGAAGAGAACCCUGCAGUAACGUCGUUGGUGAUUGAAAAACUAGUCAACCCUUUGUUGAACUCCUUGAAUGCACAGGAGGUGGACAAGAAGGAGGAGCGUGACAAUAACAAUGACAAUGAAAACGAAAAUGAAGAUGAAGAAGAAGGAGAAGAAGAUGGUGAUGAGGACAAUUCGUACAAGGCUGUUCUUUCCAUUAUUGGAGACCUCUGCGUGAAUUAUCAAGUUUUGGAGGUGUUGUCCAUCAGGUUGGUGAGCAAGAGCAACGUUUCGGCAAAAAGAUUCCAGCUAAUUGUGGAAACUCUUGCAUCUUUGAUCGAAAAAGUGGAGAUUAUCCACCAGUUUUUAACAAACUCGUGGUACCAAACUUUCUUGCCUCGAUUUCUAGCCACUAUGCGCAGAGUUAUUGGCGACAAGAGUACUAAUUACGUUUUAGUUGAAGCAGUAGGUGACCUUGUGCGACUAAUAAUCAGGUUCAUUGACGUGGCAAAGCACCAAGCGCUCUUGGACGAGUUCCACAAAGUAUUCUUUACCCAGUCGCUGUCCAACUCGACAAAAGUUUUCCACUACGAUGGUGAUUUAUUAGAAACGCCCACAGUGUACAUUAGCAUCUUCAAUAAGAUAUUGUCCGCCAUUGACAAAUCGUGCCAGCUCGAUACCGCAGCAAGCGCAGUAGCUUCGGUUGUGAAGUUGAUUCCCGGUUUGACAAGCGGCGGAUACGUGAGAGUGCAAUACUUGGAAAAUCUUUGUUUACUAGUCAACAAGUUCCAAACGGGUACGCAACCCAUCAACUGGAGUUUUGACGAUUUGAACCUGUUUGAAAUUGAUAUAUGGACGUUGAAGGCGUUGCUUUUGAAAAUCGAUGCUCUGGGCAUUGAGCUGCUAAAGAAGUUGCUCGCUUACUUGACGGAUGAUCAAGCAACGCCAAGGCAAAAGCAAUUGAUUGCAAGAUCACUACCAAUACUUUUCAUCGACAUCAACCUAUUCACAAACCCACCGUUGCCCAAAAAGGUCAUUUCCAAAGUGACCAACCUCAAUGUGAAGCUCCUAUACAAGCAGCACGUUUUUGAGAUUGUACUUCCAUAUCUUCUAGAACUGAGUCCAGAUGCAAAUACACCGCCACGUGAAUUCGAACUCAAGUUCUUUGCCUUGUCGUUGAUUGUUGAAAACGUAUCGACAAAGAUCUUGAUUCUGCACUUGACCCAAUUCCUUCCAUCUGUGUUCAAAGCAUUGCGCACUCCUGUUGCUAGUUCAAGCAGCAGCAGCAGCAGCAGAAGCAUCAUUUGCAAAUCGUCGUUACGUAUUCUACGGAUCAUUCUUGAACAGGAUAACCAACAAUCGACGAGCAUGAUCAAACCCAACUUGAGCGAGUUGAUAACUAUAUUGUUGAAGUUUGCAACUGGUGGUGGUGAUGAUGGACAGGGCAAGCAAGGCGAAUCAAUCAGAUUGUUGAGCUUGUCUGCGUUGGGAUUGCUCUUUGAAAAGUUUGAUUGCGAAAGACAUCGAAAGUAUGUGUUGAAGAAUUUGGAAAAAUGCUUGGAUGAUAAUCGAAGGUUGAUUAGAAAGUCAGCUACUGAUUUGAGACAAAAAUUGUACGAGAUGAGGUGA